CCUCGUGGACGGUGCACGUCACCCGCUCCAGUGGGAAAGCCACGGCAAGCCACUGAGACACGCAUCAACAGGCCUGCCCACUCCGCCUGCGGAGGAAGCCCAUCCAGGAGGCCCACCCUGGAACAACAGCUGUGUGUUCAGCCUUCACACCCCCUUUACCGAGCCCGCCGAUUCGGCCGCUCCCCCAGGAAUUUGCACGGAUUGUCCACAUGAGCUUCGCCGCAGGGCAUCUCGUGUAAGCUCAUCAACCUGUUGAUGCGCACACCCUUGUGCACAUCUUAUUCCCUCUGUUUAUCUCUACCGGUCCCCCCCCCCCCCCCCCUUUUGGGAUCCUUAUAACUCUUGGGCAUUUCAUCAUCCUAAAACCUCUCUCUCCCUCGUCACUGACGCAGGUGAGAGCAAGUCGGGUACUUCCUCGGUCCUGUCACACCAAGCCCCAUUUCACCCCCUUGCCGCACGCACGGCACAUCGCCGCAGCACCACAUCAAAGCAAACACACCCCUUAAACCUUAAACCUCCGCCGCGCAGCGUCACGUAUUACCACAUCCGACAUCAUGGACUCAAUACCAACGCUCAGCCUAGCUGAGCUCAACGCUGCCGCCCUGCAACAGUUCAUCUACCAGCCUGUCGACAAGGACAUGAUCAGGUACCUGGCGAAAGCUGCCGCCGGCGUGAUUCAGUGCGAUCCGACCAUGAUGCCCCCGCCAGCACAUGGCGCCCGAGCGAGACACCCGUCACCACGGCGGGAAGCCUCGCCAAGAGCGGUGAAGACGAGCGACGGCGGCCUGCCCUCGAUCGAGGACUUCAUCACACAGCUGGUCAUCUCCUCCAACGUGCAGGUGCCAACCCUGAUGUCAACGCUGGUCUACCUGCGCCGGCUCAAGUCGCGCCUCCAGCCCAUGGCCAAGGGCUUGCGCUGCACAACACAUCGCAUCUUCCUGGCCUCGCUCAUCCUGGCGGCCAAGUACCUCAACGACAGCAGCCCCAAGAACAAGCACUGGGCCAACUACAGCGUGGUGACGACGCACGCCUACAACUUCGGCUUCAACCGCACCGAGGUCAACCUGAUGGAGAAACAGCUGCUGUUCCUGCUGGACUGGGACCUGCGCAUCACCGAGGAGGACCUCUACUACGAGCUCGACCACUUCCUGGCGCCGAUCCGCGCCGACAUCGAGGCCCGCCACCUCCGCCGCAUGCGCCGGAAGCAGGAGCAGGAGAUGCGCGAGCGCCAGCUGCACGAGGAGCGUCUCGCCCGCCAGCGCGAGCGCGAGGAGGAAGCCCGCCUCUGGCUCGCCCUGGCGCAACCGCAACCCCAGGAACGCAGCAUCACCGGCACCACCACCUCCUCCUCCACCGCGACGACAACCGCCCUCCCGACCCCGCCCUCCUCCCGCGGCACCUCCCGCUCCCGCUCCCGCCAGGCCGCCUACACCCCGUCCCAUUCCCGCGGCAGCAGCCGCGACGUCUCCCCGCCGGGCCUCUACUCAAGCAGCUCGUCGUACGCGGGCUCGACCACCAGCUCGCGCGCCACCACCCCGCUCAGCGAGGCCGACAUCACCUCCGCCGCCGCCACCGCGGCCUCCUCCGCUGCCGGCAUGGUCGUCGUGUGCGACUCGCCCUCGGCCAUGGUGCACGGCGGGGAGGAGGCGGAGCACCAGGCGCAGCCGGACAUGGUCGUCUACGACGAGUGCGACCGGCCCUGCGUGCCCGAGAAGGACCCCGUCUACUACUACGCCCAGCCGCAGCUGCAGUACCAGUACCAGCACCCGCUGGCCGGCAGGAAGGCGCCGCGGCAGAUGCUGCCGUACGAGAUCAGCGCCGAGGAGCUGCGCAGCCUGGAGGAGGGCGCGCGCGGAGGGCCCGGCAAGAGGCGGAGGGGCGUGUUCGGCCGGGUGUUUGGCGGCGUUGGGGCGCGGUGAGGUAGCCAGGAGCGCUGGUCUUGCCUCCUUACCUGCCUAUCUCCCUGCCUGCCUGCCGGCAUGACUUUGACGACCUGAUUACGAAAUGACGGUGUGUUUUACUUAUUGGCAUUUCUCUCAGCUUUGCAUGGUGGGUUUGGACGGGGCGUCUUGCACUCCUGGCUGAGUGCAUCGCCUGUCUGACCCAAGCAAGACCACGGAGUUUCGGGGCGGUGGAUAAUAUCUGCGCUUGCUUGCUUUGGCUUUGACGAGAGCGCGGUUGCUCGCCUCUCUCUCUCUUUUAUUCCUAUGUAUACG
Messenger RNA from Thermothielavioides terrestris NRRL 8126, 2216 nucleotides. RefSeq lists its product as uncharacterized. The transcript has a single exon. NCBI's taxonomy places the organism in Eukaryota, Fungi, Ascomycota, Sordariomycetes, Sordariales, Chaetomiaceae. Gene Ontology annotation, biological process: regulation of cyclin-dependent protein serine/threonine kinase activity. The coding region runs from base 555 to 1919 and encodes 454 amino acids. Gene Ontology annotation, molecular function: cyclin-dependent protein serine/threonine kinase regulator activity; protein kinase binding. Gene Ontology annotation, cellular component: nucleus; cyclin-dependent protein kinase holoenzyme complex. The record is from RefSeq and is a predicted model, not a curated record.